GGAUAAUUAUUAAUUAUUAAACAAAGACAAGACUACAAGACUAUUGGUAUGCAAAUUAUUCUUGUUUAUUUUUCUAGUUCAUGUUUUAUUUAAAAUCAUUUUCAAACUCGAUGGAGUCCAGAGGUUCGAUUUGAACUCUUGUAUGUUAUAUUUAAAUAUACCAAUAGUUAAUUAAAAGAUUCUCAAUUAAAAUGAAUACAUUUUUGAAGUGUCGACUCUGUCUAGAAGAAACCAAUAAAUAUGUGAAUAUUUUUAUAGAGGAUUUUGCCUAUAUGAUCGAAUUACUUACAGGAUUAGAAGUUAGACAUAGCGAUGGCCUGCCUAAAAUAUCCUGCUUAGACUGUUAUCGAGAAGUGAAAUCGGCAAUGUUGACUAGGUAUCAGAUUAUACAUUGCUAUAAAGUUUUACUUGGCCAAAUAAAUAAAUCAGCAAUUAGUAAUGCGAAUAAAAAUAAAACCAUAAGCACAAGAAGUAGUUCUAUCCAUGAGACUCACAAAUUAUCGAAUAAAUGCACAGGAGAUGAGAAUAUUUACUCUUUUUCUGAUUGUGACAAAUCAGAAGACAAAUCUACUAAUGAAGUCAUUAAAGAAGUUGUUAUGUUACAAGAUACCCAGGAAAUAUCAAAGAUCGCAAAACACAAUGAAAAAGUAUUAAAAAGUAAAAUUCGUUUUAAGAGAAAGAAGAGAAUAUAUCCUGUUCCUUCAAAACAAGAUAAUCUUCUGAAAAUCCUUAAGCCAGAACACGUGGAUUUUUUGAAAACAAUAAAUAGGAAAGAGAGGGUCGCCUGUCCUGUAUGUUUUAAAGAAAUAUUUGGAAUGAACAUGAAAAAUCAUUUUAUAACCCAUAAUUAUGACCCAGUGAUAUGCGAUACAUGUGGAAAAAGGUCUAAAAAUGCUCAAGCAUUACAAGAUCAUAUAAAUUAUUAUCACAAAACGACGCCAGAUAGAUUUGUAUGUGAUAAAUGUGGAAGAGGUUUCCGAGUUAAAUGUGCUCUAGAUAAACAUGAAAAGAAAGAACAUGGCAGUGCCGAGAGGGCUUAUAAAUGUACCAUAUGCGGCAAGGGAUUUUUUGAAAAAACACAUUUAAAAAGUCACAUCGAUAUAACCCACAACAAAGUCAAGCCGUUUAAAUGUGAACACUGUGGUAAAGAUUUCGGAAGGAGAACCCAAUUCGUAACGCAUCAGUUGGUGCAUAGCAAAGAAAACAAGCAUCACUGUCAGGUGUGUGGGAAAGGAUUUAAAAUUAAACAAACCAUGCAAACACACCUGAAAGGAGUGCACGGUAUAGAGGAAGAAAAAACGAUAUUUUGUAAAAUUUGUCAAAAAGGAUUUUCCUCACCUCAAGGUUUAAGAGCGCAUAUAAAUUCAAGGGUGCACGGCCAGGAGAAAUGUCAAUAUUGUUCCGAAUACAUAACUGUUGAAUAUAAAAGUAUACAUUUAAGAGAUGUGCACAGUAUAGAAUAAUAAGUAGCAUUUCAUAUAAGUCCUAAAAGGGUUGUACCAUUUAUAUUUCGUAAAUAAAAGUUCUCAAACAGUAAAAACAGCUAUAGCUU
Messenger RNA from Sitophilus oryzae (rice weevil), 1552 nucleotides. Its product is annotated as zinc finger protein 681-like. Gene Ontology annotation, cellular component: nucleus. The coding region runs from base 192 to 1463 and encodes 423 amino acids. The record is from RefSeq and is a predicted model, not a curated record. Gene Ontology annotation, molecular function: DNA-binding transcription factor activity, RNA polymerase II-specific; zinc ion binding; RNA polymerase II transcription regulatory region sequence-specific DNA binding. The transcript has 4 exons. NCBI's taxonomy places the organism in Eukaryota, Metazoa, Arthropoda, Insecta, Coleoptera, Curculionidae. Gene Ontology annotation, biological process: regulation of transcription by RNA polymerase II.